AUGGUUGGACGCACGUCAAAGCGGAGGCAUGACAACGACGACGGCGCUGCAGCACGGCAACGAACAGCGUCUUUGGGAGCGAACUGCCCGGCCCCGGGUUCCCCUCCCAAAACCGUGCCUCUUGACACGAUUCAUGCGCUUCCCGAUAUGACCGAACCAACGGCCACGCAGUUCAUGAGCCCCGGUAACUUCAACGUCACAGCGGACCUGAUGGGAUACAAUCCAAUCGUCCACAUGGACUUUCCCAACGAGUCAUUCGGGUGGAACUGGGAUUUGUCGAACAGUGACGACCCUCAGCAACCAUCGGCAGACUCGCAAUCGUCGGCGGCGCUUCCGAAUGCAAGGUCAGAUAAGCAGCGCGCUUCUUCUUUGAUAGAUACUGCCAGUACAGCAGCUACGUCUCUGCUGAACAAUUCGCCGCAAAGCGAUGCCGACGAAUGCAGCAAAGAGCGUGUAGCGCACCUCAUGUCGCUGUGUCGGAUGACAAACCGCCUCGAGACAUAUCUGCGCUCCAAAACAGGAACGCUUGACGAGAUCAUGAAACUCAACAAAUCAUGCCUCGCUGAAGUAAUCAAGCUGACCAGUGGCCAGCACAAGGGCCAGGUAUGCCGGUGCUCUUUCAUCAUGAUCACUACAUGUCUGGAUAUUAUGCUUGUGCUCUUCGAGGACGUUGUCAGGUCUUCUGGUCUCGACCCACGCGGGGGUGGACCUGUCUCUGACGCGAGGAUGCCGAAUCUUCAGUUCGGCGUCUUCGAGCUCGAGCCCCAGGAGCAGCUAGUUAUAAUGAAACGGAUUCUAGCGAGGGAGCUGCGAAACUAUCAGGACGUCGUUCGGGCUCUAAUAGUCGAGUUUCAGGAGCCUUCAGCUGACUUCUUCCGGAAGCUGAUGAGACAGUGGUGUUUGUCAUUGACCAACCGGCUAGGUCAGAUACCAGUAGCCCUGGACGCUGGAUGA
This is a messenger RNA of Thyridium curvatum, 954 nucleotides long. RefSeq lists its product as uncharacterized. The transcript has a single exon. Bases 1 to 954 code for a protein of 317 amino acids. Lineage: Eukaryota; Fungi; Ascomycota; Sordariomycetes; Thyridiales; Thyridiaceae. The record is from RefSeq and is a predicted model, not a curated record.